This is a messenger RNA of Nerophis lumbriciformis (worm pipefish), 483 nucleotides long. The record is from RefSeq and is a predicted model, not a curated record. NCBI's taxonomy places the organism in Eukaryota, Metazoa, Chordata, Actinopteri, Syngnathiformes, Syngnathidae.
CAAAUCAUGUCUGGCAUUGCAUUGAGCCGGCUUGCCCAGGAGCGCAAAGCAUGGCGGAAGGAUCAUCCUUUUGGAUUUGUUGCUGUACCAACAAAAAACCCGGACGGAACAAUGAAUCUCAUGAACUGGGAGUGUGCCAUCCCUGGCAAAAAAGGGACUCCGUGGGAAGGAGGCCUUUUCAAACUGCGCAUGUUGUUCAAGGACGACUAUCCGUCGUCGCCUCCAAAAUGUAAAUUUGAGCCUCCUCUCUUUCAUCCAAAUGUGUAUCCAUCAGGCACAGUAUGCCUUUCUAUCCUAGAGGAAGACAAGGACUGGAGACCGGCCAUUACAAUAAAGCAGAUCCUAUUAGGUAUUCAAGAACUCCUAAAUGAGCCCAAUAUCCAGGAUCCAGCCCAAGCAGAGGCUUACACAAUCUACUGCCAAAACAGAGUAGAUUACGAAAAAAGAGUCCGAUCACAAGCCAAAAAGUUCUGUCCCUCGUAA